UCAUGUCCUUGGCUUCUUAGUGAAGUCUCAACAUCCCGCUGUUUACUUGGACAUAGAGUGUAGUUAGAAACAGGGCUAAAGGUUAUAUGCAUAUAAUAGCCUCUUUAACAGUUUAUGGUUUUACAAUGACCAGGUCAAAGGGUUGUAUAGGUUCUUAAAAAUUGCCAUUACAGUACCUAACCUGUACAUACUGUACAUCUUUGCAUAUUCAAAACAAAAUGAUUCCCUCAUAAAUGAAUGUAAUUCUAAAGAGAUCCCUAUAAUGCAGAGGAACCCUUCAGAACAAAAGAGUACAUUUAUUUUGUUUUUAUUUUACAAUUAUUGCCUAAUGUGUGUAUAAUGUUUUGAUUAUGUUUAUAUGUUAGGUUUAUUACAGCAUUAUUUUGCCAUUUCUUUGCUUUAUUAUGUUUUACUAUUUUAUAAAUGAUCUAUAGGUUCUGAUGUAUACAUUUUAAUGAAAUGUAAAGGAGUAGACAACCAAUGUAUCAAAUAGAGGUAAAUGUUGAUGGUGAAUGAGAAUGUAUGUAUACUACUGCAAUUAUGUCAACUGCAGUCCUUCAGUCAGUUGAAUAUUUGAAGCUCUGACAGCAAAUGAUUAAAAACAAACAUUUUUCGCAAAUGUUAACACUUUUAUUCCAUCUGUUGUUUCAUAUUUAUUAUCAUGAAAUCAUGAGGGAUUGGCUCCUGCCCCCUGCAACCCCUUUAAGGAUAAGUGGUAAAGAUAAUGGAUGGUGGAUGGUUAUUCUAUGGUAAAUGUAUUAUUGAUUUAAAAAAGAAAUGUAAAAUAUCUGGAUCUAAAGAGUCUGCAUGUAUCUCAUUGAAGGACACAAAACAAAUUUAUGUUCAAUGCUAAUACAGCUUCCUGCAAGUGGUUACUUUGAAUGGUGAUAAAGUUUAAAAUCGAUUUAAAUGUAUAAUGUAAAUUGGGUGUAAAUGUAUUCUAUUUCUUAAUGUGUAUUGUUUAUAUUCCAGUAAUAUUGAAUAAUGUAUAAUGAUAUAUAAUAUAAUAUAAUGAAUAAUAUAAUGUAAAUUGGGUGUAAAUGUAUUCUAUUUCUUAAUGUGUAUUGUUUAUAUUCCAGUAAUAUUGAAAUGUGCCUUAAUUCAAAAAUGUUUAUUAUGACUGCCUUCAUGAGACAUCCACCUGACUGCAAAAUCCUGUAUAUCUUGACGGGUUGUUCCACAGCCUGCUCCUAUAACUCUGAAACUAUUUAGAAGUCUUAUUCUGCAUCUGCAACGCCUCACCUGUCCAACUGAUGCGCAGGUGUAAAUCAUUUCAGUGAUCUCAGUUUCACCAUUCCUAUGUGGACAUCUUGCAUGAUUAUCCUUCAAGUGGAAGAUAAAUAGAAGAGUAAAAUAAAUUAAUUUAAAAAAAAAUGUUUGUUAACUAUUUGCUUACUUGUGUUUUUAAUCAAUGUAUUCAGUUUUGGCUGAACCUUUAUGCUACAUUUUGUCAGGGCUUCAUAGAUUAUAAUCCAUUACAAAAGUUGGACAAUACACAGAUGCUAACCUUUAAUACAAUUAGAAGUCCUGAUAGGUCAUAAUAUUGUAAAAGUAAGCCUAAAUGGGGUUUUUGAGUGACAUAUUUAUUCUUUCAGCAGUUAUCUAAUAUUAACGGGGUAAAUGUGAUAGGGUGUUUUCUCCUGACGGGAAGAGCAGGCGAGAUUUAUGUCGGCGUUAUUAAAAACAUCUCCCAGCUGACGCUCUUCCCCUUUAAAGCAGCGCAGUGAUGAGUCUGGGUAACAGAGGCUGUGCGCUCAACGGGAGAUCCGCUGCUUAUUCCUGUGUCACAAUUCUAGUCCACUUUCAUCUGAUGAAAUAAUCAAGACAUUGCUUUUUACAGUCAUCGGAUUUCUGUCUGGACAAGCCGAGGAGGAGCUCUUUAAUUCCGGGCUCUAACGGACAUUUUCUUCUGGCCCAUAUGGAGCUGAAAUGUUGAAAUUGCUCCAUUUCAAGGACGCGCUCUUGGUCUUUUCUCUCUCUCCGGCGAAUGAUUUGUGUUGAAAAAAUUGGAUUGCGAACCAUUCUGCGAAGAUCCCGUGUUGUGUCAGCCCCCCCUCCCCAACGUUGCCGCAAUAAAAGAGAAGAUGAAGGGAAUGUGAUGGCAAACGCUGCGUUAAAACAGUCAGACGCGCGUCCUGGUUAUGUGCGACGCAUGGCGUAGGUUUGCUGUAAAGGAUGUGAUCCGACAGGAAUCCCUGGUUUCUCGCUCCGCUGCCUCCUGAACAGAGUCGCUCAUGAUGCCCAGGGCUUUGCGGAGACUGCUUCAUUUGGUGCUGUUCUGCCCUCUGUCCAAAGGUCUGCAGGUAUGCACGGGGCAGCAUGAUGUCCACCUCCCUUUGUUGCAAUAACAGGGUCCACACGGUAAAUUAUGCAUGUCUAAUUUACUACCAGGACGAUAUCUGCGUCGAUGGCAUCUAAGGUCCAGUCCAGUCCAGAUGCAUCACAAAAUAAGUCUUAAAAAAAGGAGAUAAUUAUGCUACAUAUUGGCUAUCUUGGUCUUGUCAAGUGACCAGCUGCCCAUUUAUUUACUGUUGUGUAGGCCUCAGUGGGAAGUAUUUAUUUAUUUAUUCAGGCACUGCAUGUAGUCAAGUACAAUAGUUCUUAAUCCUUUAGAGAUAUAAUGCAUUUGGUGAGAUUUGUCAUGCAUCAGAUAUCAGUGAGCAGCUAAACAAGACAUACUGUAUCUCUUCUUACAUGUUUUAAGAAAACUGUUCAUGCCCAAAGAGGUAAAAUUAUCCAAUAUUCCACAAAAAGGCAAAGAUCAGUUUUUGUCCUCUUUCUAACCCACACCCUUCCCACAACCCCACAUAACUGUACUGUAGUGUACUUUGUGACCCUUAGCAGAGAGGUUUGGUCCACAUGUUGGGAACUACCUGACUACAUAACUGUAUAUAAGUGGUUACACUAACUAGCUCCACCAUGACCAGCUGCAACAGUAAAAUAUUGCUUAUACAUUGAUGUAUCUGUAUUAACUGUGUAAUAAUGUAAUAAAAUAUCAGACACAGAUGCCAUUUUUGCUGCAGGAUUAUAAGUACAUUAUACAGCACACACUUAUGUUAUUAUGUGAUACCUAUAUAGUAUUUUUGCAAUAAUGUAUUGGUUCUUUUAUUUAAAGGACAUGAACACAUUCAGAUCUCUGCUGUCGGUUUUUAUGAUUAGUUGUCACGUCUUCUUGGCUUACUGUGUCUUCUUCUUCCCAUCCACCCCUUUUUCGCCCACCCUCCUAAAGAGUCGUCUCCCAGCCAUUAAGGUGAAGUAUCUUCUUCUGGCAUGGCUGGGCAUCCUCAUCGCCAGCUGGGUCAUCUACAUGCAGUAUGCCUCUUACUCUGAACUCUGCCGCGGGCAUGUCUGCCAUAUGGUCAUUUGCGAUCACUAUAGAAGGGGCAUAAUAUCAGGCUCAUCUUGCAAGGCAUUGUGUGAUCAGAGGACUCUAACCCUGCAGCGCUGCAUGUCCACCUCCUCCACACAUCAGGUGUACAGUGGACUGUGGAAGGAGAGACCUGUUGUGAUCAAGUGUGGUGUCGAGGAUCCAGUGAAGAUCGAUGGGGCUCCAGACUCUGUACUGCGACAGGAGAUGAGCUUAUUUGACAAACCCACUCGUGGAACCUCUAUGGAUGAAUUUAAAGAGAUGCUACACAGUUUCCUCAAGGCUAACCUUGGAGAGCAGCCAUCUUUGAACUCCUUGGUGGACCGGGUCAUUGCCCUGGCUGAUGUCAACCAGGAUGGCAAAGUGUCUCUAGCAGAGGCCAAAUCUAUCUGGGCUCUUCUCCAGAUCAAUGAGUUCCUCCUGAUGGUGGCGCUGCAGGAAAAGGAGCACACGCCCAAGCUGCUAGGCUUCUGUGGAGACUUGUAUGUGACAGAACAUGUGGGCCAUAGCUCCCUCUACAGAAUAGAGGUGCCUCAUUACCUGCAGGCUCUGGUCCCAGAUGCCUUAAGCUCCAGCCUGAACCACUGGCUCGCACCAGCCUGGCCACGCAGGGCUCGCAUCACAAUCGGCCUGCUGGAGUUUGUGGAAGAGGUUUUCCACGGGUCCUAUGGGAGUUUCCUAAUAUGUGAUGCCAGUCCUCGCCACGUGGGCUACAAUGCAAAGUAUGACUGCAAGAUGGCCAACCUGCGCAGUGUGGCAUCUGAGGCAGUUGUACGGGGAUAUUUGAGGGGGCGGCGAUGUGAGACUAAUGCAGACUGCACUUACGGCCGGGACUGCACGGCCACCUGUGAUCGACUAGUGAAGCAGUGUAAUACUGAGGUUGUACAACCCAAUCUCGCAAAGGUGUGUGUGCUGUUGCAGGAUUUUCUGCUUUUUGGCGCACCUUCAGACCUCCGUGGGGAUCUGGAAAAGCAACUACGCACCUGUGUGACACUCAGCGGCCUUGCAAGCCAGAUGGAGGUGCAUCAUUCACUGGUCCUUAACAACCUGAAGACAUUGCUGUGGAAGAAAAUUUCUAACACUCAGUACUCUUGAAAACAGGUUGAGAUGAUCCAACCUGUACCUCUACAUCAUGAGUGAAUUAUUACAUGAACAAGAGUACAGUAGUUUUUGCUUAUGAAGCUUUGCCAAAUGUUUUAGAGGUCGGUGGUUAUUGAUGUAUUUUGACUCCACAUUGACUGUGAAUAACAGGAAACUGUGAAAUAGUGAAUAUAUAAUAAGAAACAGUAGAUGAUGCAGACUCCUGUAAAACCCCAUCAUGUUUUUGUUUUCCGAUGCAUUAUUUUGAGAAGCACAUUAAUUUGUUUAGACAUAAUACUCUCAGGGCAAUGCCUAUGACGUUAUUUGUAAUAUGUAAGUAAAUAAAAUACGGUAGUUUCAUAGACAAUUCUUCUGUUUGUCCCUAGUAAAGACAGAAAGUCAAAUUGUGACACAGUGUAGUUUUUGUACAACUGUAUAUUAGUGGAACAUUGUUCCUGUGUAUAUCUCCAUCUGAAGCAGAGAUAAGAUAUAAUUAAUGGAAUGAGUGAUGCAUACUGUAUAUACAGUAGCACUGAAAUGUACCUUCUGGUGUUGAUCUGAUAUUGACAAUGUAUUAAAAUCGACCUGAAAGGACUGGAGUUGUUAAGGACAAUCAGACAUGAUUAAACUUGAAUGA
Messenger RNA from Morone saxatilis (striped sea-bass), 5084 nucleotides. It is a transcript of the gene dipk1b, whose product is annotated as divergent protein kinase domain 1B. Lineage: Eukaryota; Metazoa; Chordata; Actinopteri; Moronidae. The record is from RefSeq and is a predicted model, not a curated record. The transcript has 4 exons. Bases 3092 to 4462 code for a protein of 456 amino acids. Gene Ontology annotation, molecular function: calcium ion binding.